GUGCUGUCCCGCUCUGCCGUCGGCCCCUUUGCUGCUUCCCCCGGCGGGAUCGAGCGCCUCCUCCUCUUCCCUGGCCUCCCUCCCGCUCAGGUGCUAUUUCACGAAACCGCGCCGAGUUCUUUUUGCCUUUGGACUUUGUGGUAAAGUGCGGCAUCUCGCCCUCACUUGCUGAGUUGGCCGGAGAGGAAGGAGUUAACCUGGAUCCUGUAGUGGCGACUCCAGAGAGGGACGAGCUCUUGCAUCAACUCAGCCUUCCAGAAACAGAGGGAUGUGGGAGUGGCAGCUCCAGCGGUAAAGCGAGGCGAGGAAGGCUUUCUAAUAAUAGCGCUAACAUUGUUUAGGAAGAGCCGGAUUGAUACAGAUGAGUUAGUGUAAGCUUUUCUCUGGCUCCUUGUCUUCCCCAAAGCUGUGGCUGCCUGCUGAGGUGGUGAGCGCCUGUGGCUGUCCCUUUGUUCCCCGUGAGCAGCGCUCACAUUCCCCGUGACACACGGAUGUGCUGGAUUCAGGGGCAAGGAUUUCUGGUCUGAAGCAGAAGGUGACCCAAGCUGCUGUGUCCCUGAAUCCACCAUGGAACAGAUCAAUGGAUCUCUUCAGAUGGAGCAUGCACUGCUGUUCACAUUCCUGGAUGCAUCCUCUGACUGUAUGUUCAGAGACCAGCUGCAUUCUCUGCAUUCCCUGCACAGCCAGCAGAUCAUGUUGUGCCAAGGAAGCGAUGACGAUGAGCUUCAGACCGAUGGCAAUCGGAGUGGCCACUUCCAGAAUGGUGAGCUAGGGUUGGGUCCAACAAAUGAAGAAGUUAUCCGGAUCAUUGCUGCUCAGCUCGCUGAGAUUGGAGACCAGUUUGAUAAAGAAAUCCAAGGAAGAGUAGUGAAGGACCUAGUGCAGCACUUUGUGAAUGAGAAACUCUCUAAAGAGGAGAUAACCCUGCACAUGUCCAGGGUGGUGGACGAGCUUGUAACGUCCAUCCCCUCAGACAUGGCACAGGAGAAGGCCAUGUUGGUGCUAGCAAUGGUCUUAACUAAGAAAAUUGUGAACACGGUGCCCUCUCUUCUACAACGUGUCUAUAAUGCCACUCUGAACUACAUGAACCAGCAGUUCCACGACUACAUUGUUGAAAUGCUUGGUGAGUGAGCUCUCCAGCCCUGUGUGUGGAGCAUGUGGACUCCUGAAGACUUUCCUUGAUGGAUGAAGAUUUACUCUUAACUUCUGAGAUACAGCUGUGAAAGGGAUGGUGGAGCUUCAUAGAUAGGCUUUUGUAGACUAGCACAGCAGUAAUAGUAGCAUGAGCUGCCUGUCAACUCUGCCAGUACCUGUAGGGAGUAGUGCUUGCCUCUCUCCUUUUACAAUAUUUUUUAUUUUAGCAGCAGCCACCUUUGUGUUGGUCUGCCUUGUGCCUCCACAGGCCCAGUGGGCACAGGGCCUGCCCUCUCAGUAGUUUUUCUAAGCAGCUGUAGCAUUUUGCUUUAAUUAUUCACUUCCCAGCCCUGCUCCUGCAGCUGAGCCAUGCUGAAUGUUGUUCCCAGGAAGGCCUCAGGGUAUGGAAUGGGUGGUUCAUCAGCAGAAUAAUCAAGGGUGGGUGAGAAUCAGGUCUAGAUGAGAAGCUGGCAGCAAGAGGGAACAGAGCCCUCAGUGAUAGAGGGGGCAGUGGCCAGAGAAGGCUGACAUGAGGAUAGUUCAGUAUCAGUCACCAUACACCCGAGUUUGCUUGAAAAAUAAAACUGAGGGAAAAACUGUAAAGAAAAGGGCAGGGUAGGCACAAGGCAAGUCUAUUUGGGAAUGCAACCUGGAUAUACUUUAGAAAAAGUAGCAUUAUCUUGUAGUCACAUCUCAGGUUGAACAAACUUGGACUCAGGUUGUUAGAUAAAUAAUCACACAAGGUGGCAAAUGUGUCACCCACAAUCCAGUUCCCUCAGGACUUUUCUAAGUAUGUAAAUAUUUUGUGGGGUUUUUUAACUUAAAUAAAAACUUCGUUUCUGAUGGCUACUACA
Messenger RNA from Catharus ustulatus (Swainson's thrush), 1988 nucleotides. RefSeq names its product BH3 interacting domain death agonist (gene BID). Gene Ontology annotation, biological process: positive regulation of extrinsic apoptotic signaling pathway; positive regulation of intrinsic apoptotic signaling pathway; apoptotic mitochondrial changes. The coding region runs from base 568 to 1131 and encodes 187 amino acids. The transcript is spliced from 6 exons. NCBI's taxonomy places the organism in Eukaryota, Metazoa, Chordata, Aves, Passeriformes, Turdidae. Gene Ontology annotation, cellular component: cytosol; mitochondrion; cytoplasm. The record is from RefSeq and is a predicted model, not a curated record.